Messenger RNA from Clonostachys rhizophaga, 2865 nucleotides. The record is from the annotation of a GenBank genome assembly. NCBI's taxonomy places the organism in Eukaryota, Fungi, Ascomycota, Sordariomycetes, Hypocreales, Bionectriaceae.
AUGCGACGGCUUUGGGAGCAUGCACGGCAAAAGGGUAGAAGUAGCAAACAAUCUGACAGUUCAGUGUCUGCCUCCCCGCCCCUCCCAAUAAUAACAAACACACCUCAGGGGCUUGAGGUCGUGUACGAUGGGAAUGAUGCUAUCGUUGACAUCAUCGCCGUUCACGGCCUAAACGGGCACCGACAGAAAACAUGGACCGCAGCUAACAAUGUCCAUUGGCUCCGCGACCUCCUUCCACACGAUCUACCUCGCGCUCGUAUCAUGUGUUGGGGUUACGAUGCCAACACGCACGACAGCUCUCGCGUGAGCUGCCAAUACCUGUACGAUCAUGCACGUACCUUGGUUUCGGAUCUGUGCCGAAAGCGGCAAUUGACCAGCUCAACGAGACGGCCGAUCAUAUUUGUGGCACACAGUCUAGGUGGCAUCGUUGUAAAAAGUGCAUUGAUCCAUUCAGACGCAUCGCGACAAGGGGCGUUGCUCGAACACCGCUCCAUCAAGCUCUGUACAUAUGGCAUCAUCUUCAUGGGUACCCCACACCAAGGUGGUAACGGGGUGCAAUUGGGCCGAUUACUCGUAAACAUUGCUUCAGUUUUUGUCGCAGCCGAUAACCAUAUCCUGCAGCAUCUAGAACGAGACUCAGAGUGGCUGCAGCAGCAGCUCGGGCAAUACGGCCCGAUUACUAACGACUUUGUUACAAAGUAUGCUUAUGAGGCAUACGAGACUGCAACGGCAUUUGGCCGCAAAAUCAUGGUAGUCCCGCGUGCAUCGGCAGUCGUACCAGGCCAUGCCAAUGCCGAGUCGAUCGUCAUUCAUCACGACCAUAUCAACAUGGUAAAAUUUAUAAGCAAGGAAGACAAUGGCUAUGAGAAGAUUUCAGGGUAUUUGCAGAUUAUGGUGGUGAAUACGGGUGACCAGAUACGGCAGCGAUGGGAGGAGGAGGCAAGGAUAACAGAGGCUCGGACUGAUCCUGCGUUCAGUCGAUGGUUCCUACCUCUAAGCUUAUCCGGCGUCACUGAAGUCGCGCAUUUCGUGGCAAGAGAGGAAGAGCUUGCACAAACACAUGAGAUUUUGCGUGCUAAUAACAGACGACGUACUGCUGUCCUGUAUGGCUUAGGUGGGAUGGGUAAGACACAAUUGGCGGCAGCAUACAUUAAACGCCACCAUGCAGAUUACUCCGCCGUCAUCUGGCUGAACGCCAAAGAUGCAACAUCACUAAAGCAAAGUUUCGCUCAUGUGGCCGGGAGGAUCAGUCAACAGCAUCCCUCCACACUCUACAUUGAGAAUGCCAUCAAGGACAAGGAUCUCGAUCAGAUAACCGAGGCGGUCAAGCGAUGGCUAGGAGAGACUCACAACAGCCGUUGGCUCGCUAUUUAUGACAAUUACGACAACCCGAAAUUCCCCAAUUCCACAAGUGGGCCAGAGUCGAGCAAAGAGAUUGUAAAGGACGAAUCUGGUGCGAUAAACUCUGAGUCUCAGAUAUCGCUGGAGAAAGGGUUUGAUAUUCGACCCUUCUUUCCCAGCAGUUAUCAGGGUGCCAUUCUGAUAACAACACGAUCAUCUAUCGUCCAGCUUGGAAAGAUCGUUCGACUAGGGAAAUUGACAAGUGUUCAUGACAGCCUUCAGAUUUUGGCUUCCACGUCACAUCGACAAGGCCUCAAUGACGAUGAUGCCGCUCUGCAACUCGCGCAGCGACUCGAUGGGCUUCCCCUUGCUCUCUCCACCGCCGGCUCUUAUCUUAGCCAAGUGUCGACAAGCUGGGCUGAGUACCUGGAGCUUUACAACAAGUCAUGGCUACGACUUCAAGAGAGUAGUCCACAGCUGCUUACCUACGACUACGCAAUGUACACCACCUGGGAUAUUUCAUACAGGCACAUCGAGCGAGAUAGCAAAACCGCCACAAAGCUGCUUCAGUUGUGGGCAUAUUUCGACAAUGAAGACUUAUGGUUCGAGCUACUACAAAGUGGUGCAUCAGAUGCAUCGAAUUGGCUGCUACAAGUUGUACAAGACCGACUUUCCUUUGACCAGACGAUGAGAGUGCUUUGCAGCCAUGGGCUUGUCGAGGCUGACCCACCAACAGGAAAAUGGGGCACACAAUCCAAUGGAUAUAGCGUGCAUGGAUGCGUGCACUCCUGGAUGGUGCACGUGCUGAACAAGGGGACCAAUGAAGAUAUGUCUGAGCUAGCGAUGAGAUGCAUAGCGUCUCAUGCACCUAGUACAGAUGUGACAGAGUAUUGGUUGGUCCAGAGACGUCUUCUUCGACACGCAGAUCGAUGCCACACGAUGCUGGCAAAAACUCAACAACUGCAAAAUCGUGAGUGGAUCCCAGCAGUGCUGGGGAAUCUCUAUGCCGUCCAGGGUCGAUUGAAGGAAGCAGAAGACAUGUAUAACCGUGCACUUCAAGGCAAAGAGAAGGCAUGGGGACCAGAACACACAUCAACACUCGAUACAGUUAAUAAUCUCGGUUUUCUCUACGCCAACCAAAGUCGAUGGAAGGAAGCAGAAGACAUGUACCAUCGCGCACUUCAGGGCUACGAGAAGGCAUUGGGACCAGAACACACAUCAACGCUUGACACAGUCAAUAAUAUCGGUCUUCUCUACAAAAGCCAAGGUCGAUUGAAGGAAGCAGAAGACAUGUACAACCGUGCACUUCAAGGCUACGAGAAAGCACUAGGGGUCCUCAUCGUAGACACUUACCCCCCUGCGCUGAACACUCUGGAGAAUCUUGGAGACUUGUUACGGGAUGUUGGUCGGCUUGAAGAGGCACAGAAAUACUAUCUUCGUGCAGAAGGUGGUGUUAGACUUGUGUACGGGUCUGAGAGUGAAAAACAUCGAAGACUUUCUUCUAAGUUACAAGUUCAUGAUUAG